Messenger RNA from Cherax quadricarinatus, 3319 nucleotides. Its product is annotated as streptococcal hemagglutinin. The record is from RefSeq and is a predicted model, not a curated record. NCBI's taxonomy places the organism in Eukaryota, Metazoa, Arthropoda, Malacostraca, Decapoda, Parastacidae.
UGUGCCGUAGGAGAGUUUGGGCUAAGUGUUGGUGAGAGUGAAAGUGUCUGGCAGCGGUGUGUUGUGUUUGCUCCUGCAGGAGGCUUGACGCUGCUUCCUCCAUCAUCUCCAACACUCCUUCAUCAGUCUCCUACACUCCCCAACGUCCCACACCAGCCCAGGGACGCCCUCAACUGUGCCCACCAGUAGCAGCAGCUGCUCCAACAAAAUGGAAAAAAAACAAAUCAUGCCAGUUGAAAAAUUUUUGCAAGAAAUUCGGGAGCUGUAUCUUGCCAAUUCUAAGACUACCAAGUAUCAGACAAGUCACAGAAUGUCCCCGAUGGUGAUUCUCCGAAGACUUACUCCUAAGGCUAUUGAGCAGCACACUGGUCAGCAUAAACAGAGGAUAAGGAAUCUGUCACUAAGUGAAGGGGAGGAUUCUGUGGAGUCAUCAUACAGCACUGAAGAUGAAGAUGAUGAAGAUGAUGAUGAAGAUGAAGAUGAAGAUGAGUGUGUUACUACUCAAAGCACUGAUGCCUUACCAUUCGACAUUCAACAUAAUCUGACAGUGGAGAGUUCAGUGAAUAAGAAAGUGUACAGACCAUCAGAAACAGCAGUGGCUUUGACUGAAGAUGCACAAAACAUGGAGUCUGAUAUUGAUGGCAAUGUUGAUGAUGUAAUGAAUUCUGAUUAUUCUGGGGAAUUCCCAGAUCUUACUGACCCUUCAUGGGAAAGUCCCAGCAAGGAAGGUAGCAAUACAAAAUCCCCAAAGAAGCAACUGAAAAAGAAAAGGAAACUGGGAGAAGAAAAUAAAAAGAGAGGAGAUGCUAAACUGAUGAAAAGUGCCAGGAAGGCUUUUGAAUAUCAACGCAAAAUGUUUAGAGCUAACAAAGAUAUGAAAACAAUAAAUAAAGGUGGACAAGCCAAUAUAAUGCAAUCAGAGUUGCCUAUAAAUAAUGCAAAGUCACCUGAACAUGUACUACAGGGCAUCCAGCAAAGUUCCACAUUCUCUGGCAAAAAUAUAGCUUUCUUCGAAAAACUGAGGAGAAAUAUGUUACGGACAAUUCAGAAAGACAGUUUGAUAGGAUUCAAGUUGACAGGAGAUCCAAAUCUACCAGUGUCCUCUGGGCCUCCCUUAAUUUCCUCUGCCAUGCAUAUGGAAAAAGAUGAGGUUUUAUUACCUACCUUAGAAGCGGCAUCUUCUAAUAAUCCCAAUUUAAUAGCCUUGUCUUCUGAUGCCAAUGUAAAUACAGGUGGUACAAAUUGUGGCAAUAUAGAAGGUGACCUAAACAAUUCUUAUGAUUCAGAUCAAACUGUGGCAUUUGAAGAAUCACAGUCACAAUACACAAGCCCAUUGCAAAAUAACAACACAGAAAUAAUCAGAAAAAGAAAAAGAUCAGAGAGUAAGGAAAAGGAAAUUAGUGUUGGGAAAAUUGAGAGAAAUAAGGCAAAAAGGAAGAGUCAAGAUAGACCUCAGGUAUCAGCAUUGCAAAUGCCAGUGGAAACAGUACCAUCUACUUUUGCCAGCAUUCUCCCUGUUCCCACAGUAAGGCAGGGUGCUAAUGAGAUGGGGUCAGGCAUGGACACUGUUAUUUCAUUAAGAACUGAUAGGGUGCUCCAGGAAAGAGAAACAUCCUCUGUUGGUGAGAAAAACAAACCCAAAGAAACUAAUUAUGAAGGUUCAGCAUUGUUACUAGCUCAGGAAAUUUCCAAGGGAUCACAUGUAGAAGAUGGGAAAGAGAAUAGAUCAUCUUGUGCAUUACCAGUUGAAGCAGCAUCUGUGACUAAGAGUGAUGAUGAGAAAAGAAGUGAAUUAAUUGAGAAGGAAACCCUUGAGUUAAUUGGGUCGUGCUCUAGCAAUUUAUCUGAGUUACAACACAAGAAAAUGAAGUGUGAGGAGAAGAUCGAGUCAUUAAAGACAGAAUUUAAUAGAAGGAUUUCACUUCUCGAAGCUGAAAGAAAACAUUAUGACAAGGAGAUAGACAAGACGACAGCUAUGUUAAGUAGUUGUUAUGCAUCUUUGAAAAGCUCAUCUGGGAAUAGUGCUGCUAAUAGAGUUGCAUCUCUUGCUUCUCCCGAGGAUAAAGAUCUAUUGAAGAUGAAGCAACCUUCCUCUGUGAUGCUGAAUGUGUCAAGAGAUCCCUCCCACGAUGUCUCUCUCAGCUUAGCUCGAGAAAUACCUGUGUUCAACACUAUAGCAUCUGGUAAUAACAGUGAGAGUGCAAAACAUAUUGCAGAGUUGUCAAACCUGCAACAGAACAGUGUGAUUAACAUCAUAUCUGAAGCCAACAUCAACCACUUUGGAAACAGCAGCUCUUCAGCACCCAAGAAACAGAGAGCCAAGAAAUCAAUGUCAAAACCAAAAUCAUCAGUAACAGCAGUAGCAGCAGCAUCAGGGGCAGCUGUUACAACAGCCACAACAGCAACUGUAGUAACUACAGUAACAGCUUCAGGAACCACAGCAUCCAACUCAGGAAUUAUUUUACAGUCAAUGCCAGUGUCAAGUAACCGGCCUGGGCGACCCAAGAAAUUAGACAUAAAUACCAGGGACACUGCUUCAGUGAGCUUUUCUGGCAUGGUGCUACAGCCUCAGAACCAACCUCCCAUUCAGGUCCAGUCCAGUUCUGCAACCAUCUGGCCAUCAGGGACAAUUACUGCUCAGCCAGUUUCUUCUCUGGCACCAGUGGCUCCAAGUCUUGUUGUUACAAAUGUGAUACAGCCACAGCAACAGGUUUUUGGGCUCUGUGCAAUUCAGUCGGUAAACCCUCGGAAGUCACCACCCUCGUAUUCUGAACACCAGUUGAGGGCUGCGGGUCUGCCACACAACCAGGGGGUUGAUUUCAUUAAACAGGCAAAUGCAAGUCGGUUGAGAAUGGUUUCAGCAGGUAAUCAACCUCAGCAGUUGCAAGUCAUUACAACACAAUCAAAUCAGCAUGAUAUCCCAGUGUCCUUACAACAGCAACCGCAGUCUCAGCAGGUGACUGUACAGCUGCAGGCACAGCAAACUGAUAAUCCUGCAUUAAAGCAGUUUAUGCAGCAGAAUCACAUGCAGCAACUGCUUUUGCAUCAACAAAAGCCAGUACAGCAGCAUUCCAACACUACUAGGCAAGGUGGAAAAAAAUGGUGUUCUGCUUUCCUGCGAUGUCCGCUUUCUGAUGGUAGCCUGGAGCCUAACCUGCUGUCAACUAGCGUCCCCUGGGGCAAGGGGGUUCACCAGUCCCCAUCUCCUGGUAAAAAACUACCCCAUUUUCCGGACUCAGGAGCAGCAAUGGCACUUUUUUUGCUCUUGCCCCCCAGUCUCCAUCCAGUGUGGUAUCCAGACUUUCCAAGCUUUGGGUGA